CAAGGUUUCCCAUCUCCUCAAAAGUAUAUCUGCCGUUGUGAUUUAAACUCCACUCUGGGAGACACAUCGAUCUGCAGGUUGAACAUGGUGGUCGUAUGCGGUUGGACACAUGGAGGAGAGAAUCAUUUCCUCAGUUUCCUCAAAACCGUGUCUUUUUGAAACAACUGCUGACAGCUACAGGGACAUAAACACAAACAUGCUGCCUGGAGACAAGUGUCCAUGAUAGUAGGAUCGCCAGAUCUCCAGGCUCAAAGCGUCAGUCCACCAGCUGAAUACUCAGUCAGACUGGUGGAUGGGACCACUUCCUGUUCUGGGACAGUGGAAGUCUUCUAUGAAGGAGAGUGGACAGGUCUAUGUCCUAGUGGGUUGUGGAGCAUAAUGGGAAAGACGUGGUUGUGGGACAUGAGAGAGACCAAGGUUGUGUGUAGAGAGCUGGACUGUGGGAAUCCUUUAUCUGAAUCUAGAGGACCUCUGAUUGAAGAUGGAAGAAGAGGAGUCACACUAUAUAGGUGUAGUGGAGAUGAGUCUUCUAUUAGACAGUGUGACAUCAUAGAAAGACCUGGUGUCUGUGAUGGUGGAUAUUAUCAUCAUGUGACCUGUUCAGAGUCUGUGCGGCUUGUGGAUGGAGCUGGUCUCUGCUCUGGGAGAGUGGAGGUGAAGUCCAAUCAGUCCUGGGCCUCAGUGUGUGAAGCUGACUUUGACCGGCAGGAUGCAGAGGUAGUCUGUAGGGAUGUUGGCUGUGGGGCUCCUGCAGCUCUACAGGGGGGGCUCUAUGGAGGAGGUGGGGGUCAGACCUGGGAUAAAGAGUUCCAGUGUAAAGGCAAAGAGUCCCUUCUCCUGGACUGUGACACCUCAGACAGAGAGAACAACACCUGCCUACCUGGUAAUGCUGUUGGACUCACCUGCUCAGAGCCUGAUGAUGUGAGGCUGGUGGGAGGAGGCAGUCGCUGUGCUGGUGGAGUGGAGUGGUACGACCAGGGAGAGUGGAGGACUGUGGGAUCUUUCUCUAACGUGAUGUCUAUAGCUGAAGUAGUGUGUAGACAGAUGGGUUGUGGCUCCACUGUUUCAGUACUACCUGGAAACACCACUAGAGGGAAAAACAUUAUCUGUUCUGGGUCUGAGUCUUCACUGAGGGAGUGUUGGAGAAGUUAUUAUCUCCGUCCUGGACUCACAGUGAUCUGCUCAGAUCUCCUGGUCCAGCCUGAUAUCUUCCUGACUGACCCAAUGGGAGGGGUCUCCAGGGGCCACCAGGGGCCUGAGAUGUUCAGGGGCUACAACUUCACCAUCACCUGCUCCACUCAGCCACAGUACCCAGGAGGCUCCUUCCUCCUCACGUUCACCGGCUCCAACAGAACCCAGACCCAGCCAGCUGUCAAUCACUCUGCUGCCUUCCUCUUCCCUGCUGCAGAUGACUCCCACCAAGGGAACUACAGCUGUGUUUAUGACAAUUAUGUUUUCUCUCAUAACUUCUCCUCUGAGAGUGAGCUCCUCCCCCUCGCCAUCACAGCCUCUCCUCUGCCAGCCUUCAUCAUCAGACACGUUGUAGUGCUGCUGAUCCUACUGACAACCAUCACCACCUCCUACCUGUACUACAAGGUAAAGACAUUUACUCAGACGUUACAACCCACCAGGAGGCAGAAGAGAGUGAACAGGGUGAGCAGCAUGGAUCUUGAUGUCAAUGCCAUGGAGAUGGUCUCUCUGAGCUCCAGAGCUGAAGCUGGACCGGGAGAGGAGAGAGCAGCCCAGGGGACGGAGUAG
Molecule: messenger RNA, 1758 nt
Organism: Oncorhynchus nerka (sockeye salmon)
Lineage: Eukaryota; Metazoa; Chordata; Actinopteri; Salmoniformes; Salmonidae
Product: deleted in malignant brain tumors 1 protein-like
Exons: 9
Coding region: 220-1758 (512 amino acids)
Biological process (GO): zymogen activation
Cellular component (GO): plasma membrane
Molecular function (GO): serine-type endopeptidase activity
Source: RefSeq, a predicted model, not a curated record